AUGAGGACCGCUGCCAGGAUGAGGGCUCAGCAGGCACUGGUCCAGCCUCCACCUUGGUCCCCACAGGAGCUUGAGCUGGUGGAGAGCCUACUGAAGAGCAGACCAGAGGAGCCCGAGGGCUGCUGGGAGGUGCGCAGUGUGGGGGCCGGGGGCUCACGGAGCAGCUCGGGCCGCCAGGAGCGCAGCCGGCUGCCCUGGGAGGACACAGCUGCCACCGAGGAGGAUGCCUCCAAGUUAACUGCCCUGCGGCUGCGGCUGGAUGAGUCCCAGAAGGUGCUGCUCAAAGAGCGAGAAGAUAAACUGGCACUGAGCAGGAACAUUGAAAAGCUGGAGGGGGAGCUCAGCCAGUGGAAGAUCAAGUAUGAGGAGCUAAGCAAGACCAAGCAGGAGAUGCUCAAACAACUCAGCAUCCUGAAGGAGGCACAUCAGGAUGAACUGGGCCGCAUGUCCGAAGACCUGGAGGACGAGCUGGGUGCACGGUCCAGCAUGGACAGGAAGAUGGCUGAGCUGAGGGGUGAGAUGGAGCGGCUGCAGGCUGAGAAUGCAGCCGAGUGGGGCCGCCGUGAGCGGCUGGAGACAGAGAAGUUGGGCCUCGAGCGGGAGAACAAGAAGCUGCGGGCACAGGUCGGGGACCUGGAGGAGGCACUGGCCCGGCGGCGGCGGCAAACAGCCAGCGCACUGGACUGCGACCUGCGGGCCAGCCAGGCUGCGCUCUUCGAGAAGAACAAGGAGCUUGCAGACCUGAAGCAUGUGCAUGGCAAGCUGAAGAAGCAGUUCCAAGAGAAGGUGGCAGAGUUGGCUCAUGCCAACCGACGGGUAGAGCAGCAUGAGGCAGAGGUAAAGAAGCUGCGGCUUCGGGUGGAGGAGCUCAAGAAGGAGCUGGCCCAGGCUGAGGAUGAGUUGGACGAGGCCCACAACCAGGCGCGGAAGCUGCAGCGGUCGCUGGACGAGCAGACGGAGCAGAGCGAGAACCUGCAAGUGCAGCUGGAGCACCUGCAGUCCAGGCUCCGCAGGCAGCAGCAGAACACCCCCCUCUUCGGGAAGAUCCGCAGUGCUCGCUUUGGCACCGAGGAGGCCGGGGAUGGAGCCAGCGACCUGGACGAGGAUGAGGACCUGCAAAUCCAGGUGGCCUAGAGCCUUACAGGGCUGGGCAACCCUGGCCUGAAGCUGCAGGCCCCCAUGGGCCCAGGCUGGCCAGCUGCCUGUGCUUGCUCUGGGACAGAUCCCACUCCCUGCCACUGACAGAUGACUUCCUUGUCUCCCAAGGAGGGCAUCAACAGUCGCACCCUACCCACGCCCUGUGGAAAGGAAGCCUGUGCCCCGGGGUCCUUGGACCCAUUUGGUUUUAUAAACACAGGACCACUCUAAGGUCCAGUCCAGGCGACCCCACUCCCCCAGGACUUGAUGCAGGGGUGGGCCCUGUUGAGGGAGGGUUAUUGGGGACCCAGCCCCAGGCUGCCUUUUGUGGCCUUGGAGAUCAGGCAGGGGCUGUUCAUAAUACAAUGUGAUGAAUUCAGUCUUUUGUAAUAAAUGAAGUUCAAGUUCUUGAGACAAAAUCCUGACAAUGUGGCAGACAUGGGCAAGGGGGUGUGGGGGACAACAUCAGCCUGCACCUGGCACUGAACCAGAACUUGGAAAUGUCGGGUGACUCAAUAAAUGAUGAAUGGGAGAAAGAAUGAAUGAAUGAA
Messenger RNA from Galeopterus variegatus (Sunda flying lemur), 1688 nucleotides. RefSeq names its product coiled-coil domain containing 102A (gene CCDC102A). The transcript has 7 exons. Gene Ontology annotation, cellular component: myosin complex. The coding region runs from base 1 to 1134 and encodes 377 amino acids. NCBI's taxonomy places the organism in Eukaryota, Metazoa, Chordata, Mammalia, Dermoptera, Cynocephalidae. The record is from RefSeq and is a predicted model, not a curated record.